Saccoglossus kowalevskii is the source of this 717-nucleotide messenger RNA. RefSeq lists its product as uncharacterized. The record is from RefSeq and is a predicted model, not a curated record. Gene Ontology annotation, molecular function: protein binding. NCBI's taxonomy places the organism in Eukaryota, Metazoa, Hemichordata, Enteropneusta, Harrimaniidae.
AUGGCGGCCUCUGACAAUCCAAAAAUAUUUCUCAGCGACGAAGAAAUACAAGACGACGAUGAGCCAACGAACCGAGAAGAAGGGCAACAAUUGGAUGUCAUUUCACUUGAUCCUGAUGCAACGGAUGUUGACUUGAAUCACAGUCGAAUCAGUAAAAUAGAACAUAUGGAUGUCUUGGAGAAAGUAGAGACCUUGUGUUUCCGGCAGAAUUUACUUACAAAGAUUGAGAACCUGUCAUGUCUUAAAGACACCAUAACUGAUCUGGAUUUAUAUGAUAACCAGAUUACAAAGAUUGAAAAUUUAGAAGCACUCACUAAGCUGACUAUCUUGGAUCUGUCAUUCAAUCGGAUCAGAAAUAUUGAGAACUUGGAGACAUUGACGGGGCUGACACGACUAUUCCUAGUACAAAACAGAAUCAGGAAAAUUGAGAAUAUUGGUCAUCUUGUCAACCUUACGAUGUUGGAACUUGGGUCCAACCAAAUUAGGAAACUUGAAAAUCUUGAUUCGUUGGUAAAUCUAGAUAGUCUGUUCAUUGGCCGUAAUAAAAUUACCCAGUUAGAAAAUUUAGGAAAGUUGAAGAAAUUGACUACAUUAAGUAUACAGAGUAAUCGUAUUAUAAAACUAGAAGGCUUAGAAGAACUAGAAAACUUAGAACAACUUUACAUCAGUGACAAUGGAAUUCAAAAAUUGGAAAACCUGGAUAAAAAUGUAAGUUGA